This is a messenger RNA of Iphiclides podalirius (scarce swallowtail), 183 nucleotides long. NCBI's taxonomy places the organism in Eukaryota, Metazoa, Arthropoda, Insecta, Lepidoptera, Papilionidae. The record is from the annotation of a GenBank genome assembly.
AUGUUUUCAAGCUUCUGGACUGGAAAGGACGAGUGGGCAGGUUUUCGAGUCGCGUCGUCUGUUCCGAAUGGAUUCGGGCCAGCGGCGCUGUAUCAGAUAAGGGUGGCAGCGGGCGGGCUCUCCGAUGCCCACGUGCAACAACAGCUGGCCGACAGGUGCGGCACUCGUGAAACAGAGAUGGCA